Nicotiana attenuata is the source of this 2115-nucleotide messenger RNA. RefSeq names its product xyloglucan galactosyltransferase XLT2-like. Gene Ontology annotation, biological process: xyloglucan biosynthetic process. The record is from RefSeq and is a predicted model, not a curated record. Gene Ontology annotation, molecular function: galactosyltransferase activity. The coding region runs from base 180 to 1679 and encodes 499 amino acids. The transcript has a single exon. NCBI's taxonomy places the organism in Eukaryota, Viridiplantae, Streptophyta, Magnoliopsida, Solanales, Solanaceae.
GUGGAGUCACAUAUCAUAGAAUUUCUCCCACCAAAUUCCAACUUUCCUUUUCUCCUCUUAUUAUUCUCCACUUGUUAUUCAUCUUCUUCUUCUUCAAUUCCCACUUUCAUUCAUUAAUUGCUUUAUCUUUUUGACAUUUCCUUCUCCUCCCUCACCACAACAUAAGCCUGAUAAUAAUUAUGUUGCCUUCUGAAAAUACUUCCCCUAGAAAAACAUUCAAAAAACUCAGAAAUUCAUUCCAUUUAAUCAAAUCUCAAGUUGGUUUUCAUCACUGUAAAUGGUUUUUCCUUAUCAUUUUAAUCCAAAUCUCCUUCAUUCUCUUCCUCGCCGGAACUUCUACUCCGGCAUCACCACCCCAACAACAACAACAACAACAGAACUUCCAAAUCUCGAAACCUCAACAGAACAAACACCAAAAACAGAGCAAACAACGUGAAAAGUGUGAAUACGGUAGGGUUUAUGUUUACGAUCUACCAACAAAGUUCAACAAAGAUCUAUUAAACAACUGUCAUGAUUUAGACCCAUGGAGUUCACGUUGUAACGCCGUUUCAAACGGCGGUUUAGGUCCAAAAGCAACUGGACUUGACUCAAUAAUCCCCAAAAAUCUCCUCUCCGCUUGGUAUUGGACUGAUAUGUAUUCAGCAGAGGUAAUUUACCAUGAAAGAAUGUUGAAUUACAAGUGUAGAACCUUGAACCCGACAAAUGCUACUGCUUUUUACAUACCGUUUUAUUCAGGACUUGCAAUUGGUAAAAUUUUAUGGUUUACUACAGCAAAAGAACGAGAUCGACCUAGUGAAGAAAUGUUACAAUGGGUUAAAGAUCAACCUUAUUGGAAAAAGAAUAACGGGUCGGAUCAUUUUCUUAUGCUGGGUAGAUUAACUUGGGCUUUUAGAAGAAAAACUGAUGAUGAUUCAGAUUGGGGUACGAGUUUUCUCCGAAUGCCAUUAAUGAAGAAUGUUCUCCGUUUAUCUGUUGAAAAAUUUCCAUGGGAUGAUUUAGAGGUAAGUGUUCCAUAUCCUACAGCUUUUCAUCCUCAAUUUGAAUAUGAAAUUAAACAAUGGCAAGAUCUAGUAAGGUCGAGAAAUCGUACUAGUCAUUUCUGUUUUGUUGGUGCUGUGAGAAAGAAAAUCAAGAAUGAUUUUAGAGAAGUUUUAAUGAAUUAUUGUAAGAGCGAGUCGAGUUCUUGCAAAGUGGUUGAUUGUUCUGUAGCUCAUUGUUAUGACGGAGCACCAGCAAUUUUAGAAGCAUUUUUGGAUUCAGAUUUUUGUUUACAACCAAAAGGAGAUGGAUAUACACGAAGAUCACAGUUUGAUUGUAUGUUAGCUGGUUCAAUACCUGUUUAUUUUUGGAUAGAUAGCUUUAAGACUCAAUAUCAAUGGCAUUUACCUUUGCCAUAUGAAGAUUAUUCAGUUUACAUGGAUCAUAAUGAAGUUAGAAAUGAUACUUCUAUAGUUAGAAAAGUUCUUGAUAAGUUCAGUAAAGAAGAUGUGAGAAAAAUGAGAGAGAUUUUGAUUAAUGUUAUGCCUAAGUAUUUGUAUGCAAGAUCCAAUCAAGGAUUAGGGAGUAGUAAUGAUGCUUUUGAUAUUGCAAUUGAGGAAGUUUUGAAGAGAUUUAAGCAGCAAAGGGAACAACAACAAAUCUCGGAUAAAACAAGUAAAAAAGGCAGCCCGGUGCACUAAGUUCCCGCUGUGUGCGGGUUCGGGAAAGGAUCAGAUCAAAGGGUUUAUUAUACGCAGCCUUACCCUGUAUUUCUGCAUGAGGCGGCUCGAACAAGUGAAGCUGAAAAUUCUAUAGAAUAAAGCAAGAAUUGAAGGUACACUACUCAAUAGGAAUUUUGAGUCCUCAUUCUUUUUUUGUUUAAAGCAAUUAUUUUUUGUUUUUUUUAUAUCUUGAAUACAAAGGGAGCAGCUGUUAGCUGAAUAAGAAAUUGUAGUGUUAGUAGAUGAAGGUGUUAGCCACACCAAGUAGAUCAUCUCUACAACAUAUCAUAUACCUUUUUUUGUGCUUUGUAAAUUUUGAUCAUUGAUCUAAAUGUUACAUGAUACUUCUGUUCAAUGUGCUUGUAAAUUCAGUGGAAAAAUAUAAUGAAGAGUGGGAUGGUAUAUUUUAAUAAUA